CCAAACGCAAACACACCAGAGUCCCCGUUACCCCCGCGUGGACGAAAAUGCUCAGCGACAGAUUCCAGACGAGUGCCACUGAACGUGCCAAGAAUAGGGUGUGCGUUAGACGCCUCUACUACAAGAAACUGAACCUCCUUGAUGAUCUCCAGCGUCAGGUGCAGUGCUUAUAGGCAGAAUUUGAACUGGUAUUAGCGGUACACCGCCAACAAGAUGCACAGCCAACACAGUUGCAAAUUGGAGGAAAUAAUGAGGAGCAAUCACUGACUUCAUUACACAAAGCUUAUGUGGAAUUAGCCCAAGUCAAGAGUUUCUUGAUGAAGGAGAAUGCUGAGUUGAGGCGUCAAGAAUCUGGCUACGUGGCAAUGGCAAAGGAAGUUGUGCGACUGACUGCAGCUCAGAACAAGGCUAUCGCAAUUCAGCAACAAGAAGAGGAACACAAACGAAGGAAUCCUUCACUACACUUGAGCUUGUUGACGUCAGAGCAGUGCUUUGAGAUCGGAGCUGCCUCUUGCUGUGAAAUUAAGGCAUUCCGGGAGAACAAAGGCUGCUUUUCAACGGGAGUGAAUGUGUUUGGAUGGCGAGACCGGCAUGUCGUCAAUGAAGAAAAACUCAUGUUUUCUUUAGACAAGGUCUACCAAGGCCAAAGUGUGGAGAAAUGGCACAAGGUAUGUGGGAAAUACUCUCCCAGCCUGAGCGAGUUGCAAUCAUGAGUCCGACAGAUGCGAACGCGUGUUUCCAUGUCGUGCAGCGAGUGAACGACAACGCAGUUCUGUAUUACUACACUCUAGAGCGCGAAGACGUCGACGUUCGCGUUCGAGCUUUCAUCUUGGCCAUGCGUGUCAACGUUGGAUCGGAUUAUUUGCUGCUAUUCCGCACGUUGGACCCAAAGAAAUAUUUCUUGGGCAAUGAGGACUGCACUGGGGCGACUCGUCGAGGCCGCAAAAAGAUCGAGCCUCAUAAGGAAAAUGUUAUGUUGGACGCUUUCGUGUGGAACAUGUACGAAGGGCAUGGCGACGAUAGAUGUAUGAAUACCUACGGUGGCGAGUUAAAGAGCACGGCAAUUUCGGCAUCGCGGUGGUGGCAUAUCGAGAUUUUACGGGCGGCCCAGAUCGUUGAGAGCCAAGUUACGGGGUCCCUAGGGCUUUUACAGGCAUGAGUAGAGUGCAUCCUCGAAUUAACAGACUCGCCGAAUAAACACCAAUUUUCUAAAUAUAAUCCGCGGCCUCCCAUUGGCUGAAACACAGCUCGAUCUAAGGGAUACCGUAAUAUAUACUACAGUAACAGUACAAAAUCCAAG
This is a messenger RNA of Phytophthora nicotianae INRA-310, 1300 nucleotides long. RefSeq lists its product as hypothetical. The transcript has 2 exons. Lineage: Eukaryota; Oomycota; Peronosporomycetes; Peronosporales; Peronosporaceae. The record is from RefSeq and is a predicted model, not a curated record. The coding region runs from base 659 to 1159 and encodes 166 amino acids.